AUGUCUCUUGCUCGCAAAUCUUCUUGUGACUGUUCUUUGGGUUAUGCUCAACAAGCCCCGAAUCCGAGCGAUGGGCAAUCAACGCGACGAUCGGUGGAUGUCAACAACCCCACCCGGACCGAAGUGAUCGCCGGUCCUUCUUUACUCGAACUUCGACACGGUCCAUCAUCUCAUGGUCGUGUUGGGAAGAACAGAUCACGGUCUCGAUCCGCACCUUGCAACUUUCCACCAAGGUCAACACUUCUUUCAACUAGGUCUUGUUCUCCUGCAAGUACCUCUGAGGUAUAUGCCAGUCCUUCAUUGACCUCCCCAUCUGGACACUGCUCCUAUGGAGAAGAAUCAGAGACUGAGAUUUCAGUUUGUGAAACGUUGAGAUCACUCUCUACAGAUGAUUCCAUAACCACGAGCGACUCGGAAGACACUCAGGUCUCUGAGCCUUCAACCACCGAGGGUGAUGAUGAUGUCAUCUCAUCAAAGGCUGGUCAAUUCUUUGAUGAAGAUGUCAGAUUUCCUCCGGUUCCAUCUGUCAUUGAAGGUCCUUUAGAUUUUUCUUUAGUUGAGCAAGUCAGAUGGGAAGAUUGCGCUAAAAGAAGGAUUGCAAGGAUGGUGGAAAAAGAGCCGGUUGUAGCAUCACAACUUCAAGUGGUUGAUACUGGGUACGAUGCUAUACCUCUUGCUGUAAAGCAAGAUAUUAUCACUUGGUUAAUUGCGUUUUGUGCUUUGGAUACCAUGGAAAACAUCGACGCCGAGCAAAUCAAGCUCCGAGCACAUCAAAUCGGUGUGGCAUGCCUUAUGUUGGCCUGUAAAGUUGAUGUCGAUUUCCUGGCACCGUUAGAGAUGUUGGAGCAGCUUGUCUUGGAGACCUUGUCUUACCAAGUGACAUUUCCUACUCCGUGCGACUUCCUCACUGAACUGGUAUUUGCUAUACCAAUGUUGGAAAACCUUGCAUCGCAUUGUGUACAGGAUUGGCAGCUUGUGGAGGAAGGGUUUGAGUGGAUGUACGGGCAUGCAUAUCGACAUCCAGAAUAUGGUCAUUAUCGGUCAUCUGUUCUAACGGUGGCUGUUCUAUUAUUCUGUUUGGAUCAAUGUAUCUUUGAUCAUCCGCGUUCUCAAACCAGAACACUUGGUCAAGUUUGGUGGAGGAAUGUCAAUGGAGUUUGGGCAGAGACAAGGGGACAAGAUUCAUUAGAAGAGGUAUCUUGUAACCUUGCGAGUGAUGAGGUCCGGGGACAUUGGGUGAACCUCAGUGAAGCAGGUAUUAAGACUUCUAUCUGUGAGCUCAUGGGUUUGGAGCAGCCGAUCGUGUUCGAGCGAAUUGUAUAA
This is a messenger RNA of Melampsora larici-populina 98AG31, 1323 nucleotides long. RefSeq lists its product as uncharacterized. The transcript is spliced from 8 exons. The coding region runs from base 1 to 1323 and encodes 440 amino acids. Lineage: Eukaryota; Fungi; Basidiomycota; Pucciniomycetes; Pucciniales; Melampsoraceae. The record is from RefSeq and is a predicted model, not a curated record.